AUGAAUCCUCCUUAAAAAAAAAAGAAAAUAAAGUGUAAAGAUCAUUAAGAUGAAGAUAUUAUUCAGAUUUGCAAGAGUCAAAUUUGCGAAGUAGACUGGAAAAUUAGUUGUAUGAGAUGUUUAAAGGAUGUUGACCAUUUAAGCUGUGAUUCAAUUUCGAUAAAAGAUGUUCCGUAGCAUGUAGAAAGCCAUAACAAACUGUUUGAAGAAACAUAAAGAAAUCUCAAUAAAGUGGAAAAAAAAUUUAUUGAAAAUAUAAAAUUUAUAAAUGAAGUCCUAGAGGGGUAUAAAGUUGAUGAAAGCUUCAAAGUCAUUUCUUCUUUGGAGGACUUAAAUUAUUUGGGAAAAGUAAUCACAAAAUUUCCAACAGUCUAUUAUAAAAUAAAAGAAAUUUCAGAAUCGAUUUAAAAAGUAUUAGAAAAAUGCUCUAUUCAAAAAAUUGACACAUUAAAAUAGUUUAAGUAAGAUAACCUGUAGGCUACAAUGAUUCAGAGAAAUACCCAAAUAUUAUCAUAAACUCAAUAGAAUUAAAUGCAAAUAAACCUUGAAGAAACUACUAUUAAUUAACAAGAUCUUAUAAAUGAUUAAUUAGAGGUGCUACUAAAAAAAGGAGAAGAAAACAUGACUUCGUAAAAUUAUUAAAUAGCAAUAAACUGUUUUGAACAAGUUCUUUCAUAAAGGCCUGAAAACAUCGAAGCCAAAUCUAGUUUAAUAAAUGCUCUAAAAGAAAUGAAUUAUUUUCACUCCUGUUUUAUUCUUUAAGAAAAAUUAAAAGAAAGGGAUCCUUUAAAUUUUGACGCUGUUUUCUAUAAAGGAUUAAAAUUUUAUCUAAAUUAACAAUACAGUUAAUCUAUUGCAUAUAUCUCGCCUAAAUUAAACAAUUUUUCAGAUCCAAAUUAAGAAAAACAAUUAUUAAAAUUGCUUUGCAAUAACUAUAUGGAGAAUAAUUAAUUUGUUGAUGCUAGAAAAAUAUUGAAAUAAUUAGCAUCAAAAUAGGAUAAUGCUUUUGAUGUUUUUUAAGAAUUUGGUAAAGAAAAUGUAAUAUAUUUCAAAGCAAAAUGUUAUUUAUUGGAAGGUUAUUUGGAGGAGGCUGAAAAAAGUUUAAAGAAAGCAACUGAACUAAAUAAUAAUGAUUUCUAAAAUAUUAUAAUUUAAAUUCAAAUAUUUAAAAAAAAAAAAGAAUACAAAUAAAGUUUGGAUCUUAUAAAUUAAUAAUUAAAUCAAUAAAUAAGAAAUAAGGAUAAGAAGAAUUUAAUGAAAUUGAAAACAUUUAUUCUUCUUGAAUAAAGAGAAUAUUAGGAGGCUAUGGUCCAUUGUUAAUAGUUCCUAGAAAAUUAUGAUGAUGAUAUUGAUAUUUAUUCAAUUUAUGGAAAGUGUUUAUUGGAAAAUAAGUAGUAUCUAUUGGCUAUACAUUUUUUUGAGAAAAUAUUAAGUUAAAAAUAAAAUCAUUUGAAGCCUAGGAUGGAAAAAGUAGUUUUAUAUAAUAAGUUAGACUCGGCUUAAUAAAUUUUAAAUUCAUAAAAUAUUAAUUAAUAGAAUUAAUUGGAUAAAAACUAGAUGAAUCAAAUUUCUUCUAGAACUCUUAGAAAUAGGUAAUUGUAGUAAUGUUCACAAGUUCCACCUUUUUAAGGAAUGGAUUAUAAAAAAUGGUUACAUGAGGCUGUCAAUAUUUUGAUUGAAUGCUCAUACGCACUCACAGAUACUUUUUUGGAUGACUGCAUUAGAAGUUUUCCCUUAGAUGAGACGCUUCUAAUUUGCAAAGCUCGAUAUUAUCUCAAAAGUAUUAAUACUAUGCCAGAGUACAAGAUAAAAGCUACUUAACAGCUUUAAGGAGCAUUAAAUAUAAAUCGCCAUAAUAAAGAAGCUUAAAGCCUUUUAAAUUCACUUAGACCUCAAACAUCAUUUGGUAGAGGGUAAACUUAUAAAUGA
Messenger RNA from Paramecium tetraurelia, 1929 nucleotides. RefSeq lists its product as uncharacterized. Gene Ontology annotation, molecular function: protein binding. The record is from RefSeq and is a predicted model, not a curated record. Lineage: Eukaryota; Ciliophora; Oligohymenophorea; Peniculida; Parameciidae. The transcript has 7 exons. Gene Ontology annotation, biological process: cell division.